This is a messenger RNA of Conger conger (European conger), 4026 nucleotides long. It is a transcript of the gene tnpo3, whose product is annotated as transportin 3. The record is from RefSeq and is a predicted model, not a curated record. NCBI's taxonomy places the organism in Eukaryota, Metazoa, Chordata, Actinopteri, Anguilliformes, Congridae. Gene Ontology annotation, biological process: protein import into nucleus. Gene Ontology annotation, cellular component: nuclear membrane; cytoplasm. Bases 186 to 2957 code for a protein of 923 amino acids. The transcript is spliced from 23 exons.
CCGAUUUCCAGACGGGGGCGUUUACCCAGAGCACGCGGGGAAGCCACUGUUGUGUGAAGAUGGCGGUUAGAGUGCUGUAUACAACGCCCGAAUAAAUAAUAUCACGCAAUCCUUCAGAUCUCCGGAACAGAUAAUACAUCUGUACUUAAGCCGUUUUUUGCUACCCUGCAGCAGAGUGUGCCGGCAUGGAGGGAGGUAAACCAUCCCUUGCGCUAGUUUACCAGGCCGUGCAAGCCCUUUAUCACGACCCGGACCCCGCCGGAAAAGAACGAGCCUCUGUAUGGCUUGGGGAGCUGCAGAGGUCGAUGUACGCCUGGGAGAUUUCGGAUCAGCUCCUCCAGCUGAAGCAGGACGUGGAGUCCAGCUACUUCGCCGCCCAGACGAUGAAGAUGAAGAUCCAGACCUCAUUCUAUGAACUUCCCGCCGACACGCACGUGUCCUUGCGGGAUUCGCUGCUCUCUCACAUUGAGAACCUCAAAGACCUGUCCCCUAUUAUCGUCACCCAGCUCGCUCUUGCAAUAGCAGACCUUGCCCUGCAGAUGGCCUCGUGGAAGGGCUGUGUUCACACGCUUAUUGAGAAAUAUAGCAACGAGGUGUCAUCAAUGACAUUCCUGAUCGAGAUCCUGACGGUGCUGCCCGAGGAGGUGCACAGCCGCUCCCUGAGAAUCGGAGCAAACCGCCGGACGGAGAUCAUCGAGGACCUGGCCUACUAUUCCAGCACCGUGGUGUCUCUGCUGCUCUCAUGUGCGGAGAAGACAGUCAGCGACGAGAAGAUGCUGAUCAAGGUGUUCCGCUGCCUGGGCAGCUGGUUCAACCUGGGUGUGCUGGACAGCAACUUCAUGGCCAACAACCAGCUCCUCAUCGUACUCUUCCAAGUGCUGCAACGGGACGAGACGUCCACCAACCUGCACGAGGCCGCGUCAGACUGCGUGUGCUCCGCCCUGUAUGCCAUCGAGAACGUGGAGGCCAACAUGGGCCUGGCCAUGCAGCUCUUCCAGGGCGUGCUGACGCUGGAGACGGCCUACCACAUGGCUGUGGCCCGGGAGGACCUGGACAAGGUGCUGAAUUACUGCCGGAUCUUCACGGAGCUGUGCGAGACCUUCCUGGAGACGAUCGUGCGCAGCCCCGGCCACGGCAUGGGAGACCUGCGCACCCUUGAGCUCCUGCUCAUCUGCGCGGGACACCCCCAAUACGAGGUCGUGGAGAUCUCCUUUAACUUCUGGUACCGACUCGGGGAGCACCUAUACAAGACCAACGACGCGGUCCUGCACAGCAUCUUCAGGCCCUACAUCCAGAGACUGCUGCACGGGCUGGCCCGCCACUGCCAGCUGGACCCCGAUCACGAAGGCAUACCAGAAGACACGGACGAUUUUGGAGAGUUUCGGAUGAGGGUCUCCGACCUGGUGAAGGAUGUGAUUUUCCUUGUGGGUUCCAUGGAAUGCUUCUCGCAGCUCUACUCCACUCUGAAAGAGGGGAAUCCGCCCUGGGAGGUCACCGAAGCUGUGCUCUUCAUCAUGGCCGCCAUCGCCAAGAGUGUAGAUCCUGAUAACAACCCCACCCUGACAGAGGUGCUGGAGCAGGUGGUGCUGCUGCCCCAGACGGUGCACAUCGCCGUGCGCUACACCAGCAUCGAGCUGGUGGGCGAGAUGAGCGAGGUGGUGGAUCGCAACCCUCGCUUUUUAGACCCUGUGCUGAGUUACCUGAUGAAGGGGCUGAGGGAGAAGCCUCUGGCCUCGGUGGCUGCUAAGGCCAUCCACAACAUCUGCUCUGUGUGCCGUGACCACAUGGCCCAGCACUUCCAGGGCCUCCUGGACAUCGCCCGCGCCCUCGACUCCUUCGCCCUGUCCACCGAGGCGGCCGUCGGCCUCCUGAAAGGCACUGCUUUAGUUUUAGCCCGUCUGCCGCUGGAGAAAAUAGCCGAAUGUUUGAGUGACCUCUGCGCGGUGCAGGUCAUGGCCCUGAAGAAGCUUCUCUCCCAGGAGCCUAGCAACGGGAAAUCGUCUGACCCCACCGUUUGGCUGGACAGGCUAGCGGUCAUCUUCAGGCACACGAACCCCAUCGUAGAGAACGGCCAAACGCACCCCUGUCAGAAAGUCAUACAGGAAAUCUGGCCCGUGCUGUCGGAGACGCUGAAUAAGCACCAGGCCGAUAACCGCAUCGUGGAGCGCUGCUGCCGCUGUCUGAGGUUCGCCGUGCGCUGCGUGGGAAAGGGCUCUGCCUCCCUGCUGCAGCCCCUCGUCACGCAGAUGGUGAGUGUGUAUCAGGUGUACCCACACUCCUGUUUCCUGUACCUGGGCAGCAUCCUGGUGGAUGAGUAUGGAAUGGAGGAAGGCUGCAGACAGGGGCUGCUGGACAUGCUACAGGCCCUGUGCAUGCCCACCUUCCAGCUGCUGGAGCAGCCCAACGGGCUGCGGAAUCACCCCGACACGGUGGACGACCUCUUCAGACUGGCCACCAGAUUCAUCCAGCGCAGUCCCGUCACGCUGCUCUCCAGUCAGAUCAUCAUUCACAUCAUCCAGUGCGCCAUCGCCGCCACCACCCUGGACCACCGGGAUGCCAACUGCAGCGUCAUGAAGUUCGUGCGGGACCUCAUCCACACGGGCAUCACCAACGAUCACGAGGACGACUUUGAGCUGCGGAAGCAGCUGAUCGCCCAGGCGAUGGAGCAGCACGGGCAGCAGCUGGUCACCCAGCUGAUCCACACCUGCUGCUUCUGCCUGCCGCCAUACACCCUGCCGGACGUGGCCGAGGUGGUGUGGGAGAUCAUGCUCUUCGACCGGCCGACGUUCUGCCGCUGGCUGGAGAACGCGCUGAAGGGUCUCCCCAAGGAGACGGCGGGAGGGGCGGUGACCGUAACGCACAAACAGCUGACCGACUUCCACAAACAGGUCACCAGUGCAGAGGAGUGCAAGCAAGUCUGCUGGGCGAUUCGAGAAUUCACAAGGUUGUUCCGAUAGCUAUGUCUGCACGUUCUACCAGAAGACCAGGCCUUGAUUUGAUUGGUGGAAGCGGGAAAAGGUUGGGCGUUUGCAAGUAACCCCCCCCCCCCGCUGACCCUUUGCCCCUCUACACCUGCAGGACUAUCUUUUCUUUGCAACGUUGAAAGGUGACAGCAUUGUGGAACGAGGUGACUGCAAAUGAAAAAAAAAAAAAAAAAGGGAACUUCCCUCGCUAAGGAUGGGUGUGGGACUCAGCCCUCUGUGGAAAGCCAAUCGGACGCGCGGCAGCGUUGGACGGGGCGGGCGAGCGAGCACCCCGAGGUGCUUUGGAAAAGAGGGGUCCUUCGGAAUCUGGCGCUGACCGUAGCCACGGCCUGGAAAACGGGGGAGGGGGUGGGGUAAGGGAAGGCGGGAAGCCGAUCGCUUUUCCGGAGGACUGAGCUUCGUAACGAACGUUCGCCGAUUUGAAGACAUGCAUUCACACCGCGUCGGUUGGAUUUCUACAAAUCAAGGACCCAUCGUGAAAAGAAAAACUAAAACUUAAAAAUAAAAACAGAAAACACACACACAAAAAAAAAAAAAACACAAAACAAAGAUGUGCCUGGUAGAAAAAUACAUAAAAGACUUGUGUAUGUUUUGAAAAUGAAAGAGAAUUUAUUUUCAUGGGACUGUCUAAAGAACGACCAAACAUGGUUUUUGCUGUCUGUGCCAUUAAAAAGAAAAGAAAAAACAAAUAGCAAGUCCGUGAUACCAACUUCAAAAAUGAACGCCCGUGGGAUUUGGGAUUGCUAGAAAAGGGAUGCUGGGUGCAGACCCUUUUCCGUUUUAAUGAUUGGCUGGAGUUUUACCGUUACUCGAUUGCCAGACAAAGCUGUGACUUGGUCGCGUGGACUCUGGCAAGGUAUUUUUUUUUUUCUUUUUUUUUUUUUUUUUCUUCCUCCUCCUGGCGCAGUGCAUUCUGGGAAUAAGUGCAGAGACCGUCAUUCAUUGGAUGGCUGCCAUGAGCCCGGGGAGGUGUGCUAUAACAUACUGCUCCAUCUGGUGUUGCAGCCAUCUCGUGAACAAUAAAAUUAAAGUGAGGACAAAC